AUGAUUCGCCUCUGUUCCACUACUAAAUCAAUUCUUGAUUUGACUACCUCUUCCAUCUCUCUCAAACAAAGACAUCAACAAAUUGCCACAAUUGCAAAGAUGUCGCAUGCCAACGUCUUGAUUUAUCUCAUGCGCCGGGACCUGCGAGUGGGCGAUAACCCUAUCCUUCAUUCUCUCAUUGAUAGCAAGGAUCAUGGAUUCACACAUCUUCUCCCACUCUAUGUUUUUGCCGCACAACAAAUCGAAGUCUCUGGAUUUAUCACCAAAGAUGGAAGUAAGAGUCCUUACCCAGAGGCCAGAAGUCAAAUCGGCGCAUUCUGGAGAUGUGGUCCCCACAGAGCGAAAUUCCUAGCGGAAAGCGUGUGGGAUUUGAAGGGUGGUCUCGAGAAGAUUGGGAGUGGAUUGGCUAUCAGGGUGGGUAUGGUCGAUGAAGUGGUGAAAGAUUUAAUCGAAGGAUUUGAAAAAACAGGCGGCAGCAAGGUUUCUGCAGUGUGGAUGACUUCCGAAGAAGGAGUAGAAGAGAAACGAGAAGAGCGCUCAACGAAGAAUAUUUGCGAUAAGACCGGUGUUGACUUCAAAUUGUGGCGAGAUGAGAAAUAUUUAAUUGAUGAUCGAGAUAUCCCAUUUGAGGAUCCAAAAGAUCUUCCCGAUGUGUACACGACUUAUCGCAAGAGUGUUGAACCCCUUCGCGAAGCGCCUCGUCCAACUUUACCAAAACCUGAAAAGAAUUCAUUGCCACCCUUCCCUACCGAUGUUCCACCCCAACAUGCUCCAUUCACGAUACCGACAAAUUACGAAGAGAUCGAGAGGGCACUUCUCACGCCAAUCAAUGCGCAACCUCUAAUCAAAAACCCUCCAUCUUACCCGGAGAAUUCAUUGUCGGUACAUCCUUUUACAGGUGGUGAAUCCCAUGCGCUAGAACGACUCGACCACUUGAUUACUUCUGGCUCAAUUAACGCUUAUAAAUCUAGUCGCAAUGGGCUUAUGGGUACUGAUUUCUCUACAAAACUCUCAGCGUACCUUGCUCUUGGUUCAAUUACUUCACGUCAGAUUCAUUCUUCCAUGUCUCUCUUUGAGAACGGUUCUGAUUCUGACAACCGGUACAAAGAUCUCGAGGGGUACGGCAAGGGUGAAAACGAAGGCACGUAUGGUGUACGAUUCGAACUUCUUUGGAGAGAUUACAUGCGUCUCUGCACUCGUAAAUUUGGACCAAAGCUUUUCCAAUUGGGUGGAUUCAAGGAGGAAGAAAAUGCCCAUUCAAAGUGGAGUAGGCUGGAUUCACCAAGAGAUGGUGUUUCAAAAGAGCAAAUACAAGAGAUCAUUGAGAGAUUUCUAAACGGUACAACCGGAAUGGGAUUCAUUGAUGCUUCUCAGAGAGAAUGUUAUCAUACGGGUUACACUAGCAACCGCGCUCGUCAAAAUGUUGCAUCGUUCCUCGCGAAACAUCUUUACAUUGAUUGGAGAAUCGGCGCAGAGUGGUACGAAUGUAUUUUGGUUGAUUAUGAUGUGAGCUCAAAUUGGGGUAAUUGGCAAUACGUUGCCGGAGUUGGAAAUGAUCCUCGAGGCAAUGAUCGGAUCUUCAACCCUGUCAAACAGGCUUUUGAUUACGAUCCCAAGGCUGAAUACGUUCUUGCUUGGGUUGAUGAGUUACGGGGCGUAGAUGAAUUAGGUCAAAUAUUUCAGGCUUGGACUAUUAACGACCAAGAGAAGAAAGAAGAGUUGGGAAUUGCAGAUACUGAGAUGGUGACGAACCCAUUAAAAAGAAUUGACUUCAAGAUCAAUAGAGGUAGAGGUGGGGGAGGUGGUAGAGGUGGUGGCAGAGGUAGACCACCAUAUAGACCGCAUGGUGGAGAUAGAUGGAUGGGUAGAAGAUCUGGUCCUGGAGACCAAGGACGAGGUGGGUUCCAGGGUGGAAGAGGAGACCGAGGUUUCCAUCAAUCUCGAAGAUUGUAUAGAGGCGGUAGAGGUUCCGGAAGCGAAUUGAGAACUGGAAUGAUGGAUAAGGAGAGAGAGGCUGCUGCGGAUAAUGAGUAA
This is a messenger RNA of Botrytis fragariae, 2034 nucleotides long. RefSeq names its product putative cryptochrome dash protein. The record is from RefSeq and is a predicted model, not a curated record. Gene Ontology annotation, molecular function: deoxyribodipyrimidine photo-lyase activity; damaged DNA binding; FAD binding. The coding region runs from base 1 to 2034 and encodes 677 amino acids. NCBI's taxonomy places the organism in Eukaryota, Fungi, Ascomycota, Leotiomycetes, Helotiales, Sclerotiniaceae. The transcript is spliced from 2 exons. Gene Ontology annotation, biological process: photoreactive repair.